This is a messenger RNA of Ananas comosus (pineapple), 4451 nucleotides long. RefSeq names its product disease resistance protein RGA2-like. The transcript has 6 exons. NCBI's taxonomy places the organism in Eukaryota, Viridiplantae, Streptophyta, Magnoliopsida, Poales, Bromeliaceae. Gene Ontology annotation, biological process: defense response to other organism. The record is from RefSeq and is a predicted model, not a curated record. Bases 630 to 4181 code for a protein of 1183 amino acids. Gene Ontology annotation, molecular function: ADP binding; protein binding.
CUGCCACUGGAGAAGCAUCAUGCGGCAGAGGCAUUCUUCUCUGUUAUAGCGCUUGAGAGUUUUGAUAGGAGCUCUCAAGCACUUUCGUAAAUUCUUUUGGGGCCAUCAAACACAUAAAAGCUGGUGUGUUCCAAAAUAGGCCUCAGUCUGCGAAGCAGAUUUAUUUCUACCAUGAACUGUUUCACCUGAAGUUAUUUUCGGGAAAAAGAAAAAGAAAAGUGAAAAAGAUAGGCUCGAAAUUGGGGAGCAGAGAAUCUGUAUUUAUUCCUCUGCAUUACUUUAAAUCCAGUUAAUGGAUACGUAUUCAAAGGCAAGGCGAUGAUCAUCCAGUUUGGUCGCAAUCCUGUUGCUGGCAAAGCUACCUAAUCAAAUGGGGAUUUUGAUGUAGACCAUGGGUGCAUGCCUUGGGAUGGAAAUUUUCAUCAAUCCAAAAAUUCUCACAGCUCUUCAACGUCCACUAAAAGAUGGCAACUACAAUCCAUGCCGUGGAGCUCUACUGCCGCAAAGAGAUGGUCACUUGUGUCCGCCCCCUAGUUUUGUUUUACCCAGGAACAGGUCAAACUCUGUUGGAAUCCAGAUGAUUAUGAAAGGACGUUCGUAUUGAGAAGAAUUAGGCAGCAGCACGCGCGAUGGCGGACGGGAUCGCAUCCGACUUGGUGACGGGAGUGCUCGGCAAGCUGGGCUCCGCUCUCUGGGACGAAAUCGGACUGCUGCGGAGCUUCAAGGACGACGCGGACGACCUCAGAAGCAACUUCUCGGCGAUCCAAGCGGUGCUUCACGACGCCCAGGAGCGAAGCAGCGCUGGGAAGGAGAGCCACGCUCUGCGCGACUGGCUGCGCAAACUGAAGGACGCCGCUUACGACGCCGACGACCUGCUGGACGAGAUCCGGACGCAAGCGGUCCUCCGGCAACAGCAGUAUCCCGAGGUGCAGGAUCAAAACCAGCCAGCUGAAAAGGUAUGUGGAUUUCUGUCCCGCGCUAAUCCGAUGCAUCUGAAGUCUAAGCGCAAGAUGGCACACAGGAUGAAAGAGCUCAGAGAAAAGAUCGGUAAGAUCGCGAAACAGAGGCAUGAUUUUGGUCUUGCCCAAGCUGGCCCUGUUCGGCAGGCUGAGUUCAAGCGCCCUGAGACAUUCUCGGUCGUCGACGAAAAGACGAUAGUAGGGAGAGAUGGUGAUAAAGAGAAAAUUGUGAAGCUACUGCUAGAGACGGGCGGCGAUCACGACGUGUCAGUCAUUCCGAUCGUGGGAUUGGGGGGUUUGGGGAAGACGACGCUCGCUCAGCUGGCCUUCAAUGACGGCCGGGUUACGGGCCAGCAGCGCUUUGAUCUACGGGUGUGGGUUUACGUGUCUACCAAUUUCGACAUGAAGAAGAUUGCAAAGGCAGUGAUAGAUGAAACUGAAGAGAAGUGUAAUGAUCUUGAUAACCCGGACGCCGUCGCGAGGUGCCUUGUCAGGAUCUGUAGCCAGAAGAGAUUUUUGCUGGUGCUGGAUGAUGUAUGGAACGAAGAUCCGGAUAAGUGGAAGGAAUUGAAGGUUGUAUUUAAGGACGGCAAGAAGGGAAGCAAAAUCUUAGUGACCACGCGGAGCGAAAAAGUCGCGACGAUAAUGAAAACAGUAGAACCACACCGUGUGAAAGGCUUAUCAGAUGAUGAUUGUUGGACAUUGUUCAAAAGACGGGCAUUCGAUAAUGGGGAAGAGAACGGCUAUCCAAAUUUGGUGGCAAUCGGACAGCAGAUAGUUAAGAAGUGCAGCGGUGUGCCGUUAGCAGCGAAUGCUUUAGGAAGUAUGAUGCUCUUUAAGAGGACAGAGGAUGCAUGGUCCGCUAUUAGGGAUAACGAAAUUUGGAGUCUGAAAGAAGAGACAACUAUUUUACCAUCAUUAAAGUUGAGCUACAUUCAGAUGCCGUCGGCUUUGAAGCAGUGCUUUGCUUACUGCUCCAUAUUCCCAAAAGACUACGAGAUUGACAAGGAUGACUUGAUCCGGCAAUGGAUUGCUUUAGGCUUCAUUUCAUCGAAUGAAACAUGGACUUCGAUGGAAGAUAUUGGGAAUGAGUACUUUAACGAUCUAUUAUGGAUGUCUUUCCUUCAAGACGUGGAGGAUGAGGACGACGAGAAAUGUUAUGGAAAUGUUACGUACCGGAUGCAUGAUUUAGUGCACGACCUCUUAAUGUCUGUAGCAAGAGAAGAAGUUGCUGUUAUAGUUGGAGAAGAGUCGACAAGGAUCCCAAAAGGUCGCCGCUAUGCAUCAAUACACUACAGUAGUGUCAUGACACAUAUUCCAACCACAAUAGCGCGGAGGUUGCGAGCUCUUCAAUUUAGGAAAUCUAGCUCACAUAUUAUGGCUUUUUAUAGCGAGGCAAAAUACUUACGCCUGUUGGAUUUAUAUGGUUCCGAAAUUUCUAUGCUGCCAAGCUCAAUCGGUGAGUUGAAGCUCUUAAGAUACCUCAACCUUUCGGAGAACAGUAUACAAGAAUUGCCUGAAUCAAUUACCAGCCUCUGCAACUUGCAAACCUUGAAUCUUUCAAGCUGUUGCAAGAUCUGUACAUUACCCACAUUGUUAGGAAGUCUUACGAAUUUGCGGAUUUUAGAUUUAAGCUACUGCAGUUCUCUACUAUCAUUACCCUCAUCAUUAUGUGAUCUCAAAAACCUGCAUAACUUAAACCUAUCCGCUCUAAAUUCUUUGGUGGCAUUACCUGAAUGCAUUGGGAGCCUUCAAAACUUGCGUAUUCUGAAUCUUUCUGGGUGCGGUUCUCUACUAUCAUUACCCUCAUCGUCAAGUGAUCUUCAGCAUUUAGUGAAACUCGACAUUAGUGGCUGUGGAAAAUUAUGUGAGCUGCCUAAAAUGAUCCAAAAACUGACCAAACUUAGAGUCUUGUUAAACAACAAUUGCUCGGAAUUGAAGGGCAUGCCCCGAGGGAUCGGCAAGGUAGUUAGCUUGCAGGAAUUGUCCGUUUUUGUCAUCGGCAAGCAAGACCGCGUUGAACAUUGUGCUAGCAUUUCUGAGUUGGCGCACUUGAAGCUUGUCGGCAAGCUGGAGAUCAAUGGUCUUGGAAAUGUAACGAGUCCAGUUGAUGCCAAGGCUGCAAAUUUGAUAGAGAAGAACCUGCGGUCUUUGAAGUUGGUAUGGAACGUUUUAAGUGGGGAAGAAGGCAUGGAUACUGUACUACCAGCGGAAGAGAUCGAUACCGUGCUAGAAAAUCUUCAACCACAUCAAAAGCUAGAGAAUUUAAAAUUAGAAGGCUAUGCAAGAGGGAAGUUUCCUAGCUGGAUGAUGAAUAGGAUUGGCUCGUGCCUCCCUAAUCUCGUUGAAAUCCAACUUGCGAAUAUUCCCAGAUGCAGCUCACUCCCGCCGCUGGGGCAACUUCCUUUUCUUAAAGAACUAACUGUACGAAAUAUGCCCGCAAUAACAAAUUUGGGCGUAGAUAAGUUCCCUGCCCUGAGGAGCCUUGAAUUGUCCUGCAUGCCGGUGCUGCGAGAAUGGGUGACUGUGUUGACGGUGGAUGACGAAGAAGGCAGGCGAGAACGAGUUCCCAUUUUUCCGUGUCUCACUCAUUUGUACCUUAAAGAAUGCCCUAAAUUGAGGCCGGAGCCUUGCCUCCCAGCAUCGGUUGGUUUUCUGACCAUUUCCGGAACAAGCAGCGGGAACCUAUCAUUAAUUCUCGAACGUGCGACGCCACUUGAUGACGGCGGUGAUGCCGCUGAUUCACUCCAACCGCCACCAAAUAAGGAGCUGUGGGAUCUAACAAUAGAAAAAUGUCAGCAGCUAACUUGUUUGCCCGAGAGCUUGCGGAGUCUCACCUCCCUCCGGUAUAUGACAAUAAAGGAUUGUGAAGAUCUUGAGAGAAUUGAAGAUUGGCUCGGGGAGCUCGCCGACCUGCGCCUCUUGGAGAUCUGGGGGUGCAGCAGUCUCCGUUACCACAAAAUGACCGCACUUGAGGAGUUAGAGAUUAAGGAUUGCCCGCUGUUGCUCGAUGCAGAUGGACAAUUUGUCGACACCAGUGUCGAUCACAUCAAAUAUGUCACUGUUAAUGAAAGUGAAUACGAAUACCGGAAACAAGCGAGCAGCUCGCCACAACAGGAGAAGAGCUCGCCAGAGGAGGAGGAGAGCUCACCGAAGGAGGAGGAGAAGAAGAGUUGGACGAGUUGUUGGAGCAAAUCGAAUUGGCUGGGGAGCAGAACCUGAGUGUAUGUACUUAUUAUUUUGAGGUUGAUGCUGUUUAGCUUGCCGGACAAAAAUUAUUGUGUGAUGUUGUUGGUUGAUAUAUAUUUGUGUUUUCGUACUAUAAAUUAAGUUUCUGAAUGUACUAUUUAAUUUAUAAUUUGGUUUGAUUGUUUGGAAUUUUAUGGUGUUCUCUAUACAUGUGAUGAGUUUAAAAAGAUUGCUUGGUUUAGAAUAAACAAAAUGUUGCUACUCUUUUAAUAAAGAUAUUGGAGGGUACGGCGUUUAUUACUA